AUGAGCGCCCGCCGCCUCUUCGGGCUCUUGCUCGCCGCCUGCGCCGGCUUCCUGCGCCCCGGUCCCGGCUGCCUCGCACGACCCUGCUAUGAUGAGCUCGUUGCUCCCCUGUACUCCUACUCCAUCGGUGCCUCCUCCAGAUACAACAUCUUCUACUCGGCCAGCUUCGCCCGUCUGCACAGCACCAGCGGCUGGUCCCCCGACCCCCGCGACAAGCAGCCCUGGCUGCAGAUCGACCUGAUGCAAAAGCACCGGAUCAACGCAGUGGCCACGCAGGGAACCUUCAACACCUACGACUGGCUUACGCGCUACAUCGUGCUCUAUGGAGACCACCCCACGAGCUGGAAACCCUUCUUCCAGCAGGGCAGCAACUGGACAUUCUUUGGGAACGUGAACGAGAGCGGGGUGGUGCGGCAUGACCUGCAUUACCCCAUCCUUGCACGGUACAUUCGCAUCAUUCCCGUGGCCUGGAACCCGCGGGGGAAGAUCGGGCUGCGCCUGGGCCUCUAUGGCUGCCCCUACCGGUCCCAUGUGCUCUACUUUGAUGGGGACGAUGCCAUCUCCUACCGUUUCCGAGCCAAGAGGGUCAGCACCUUCGAGGAUGACAUCUCCUUCAACUUCAAGACGCUGGAGCAGGAUGGGGUGCUGAUGCACGGGGAGGGCUCACAGGGUGACUACAUCACGGUGGAGCUCAAACAGGCCCAGCUCCUCCUGCACAUCAGCUUAGGCAGCAGCCCACUGCACGCCAGUGAGGGCCACACGACGGUGGCGGUGGGCAGCCUCCUGGAUGACCAGCACUGGCACUCGCUGCACAUCGAGCGCCUCGGCCACUACGUCAACCUGACGCUGGACGGGGAGGUCAAGCGCUUCCGCUGCCGUGGCACCUUCGACCAGCUCGACCUCGAAACUGAGGUAUUCUUUGGAGGGGUGAUCGACCACGACAAGCAGCACCUCACCUACCGGCAGAACUUCCGGGGCUGUGUGGAGAACAUCAUGUUCAACGGGGUCAACAUCGCCGACCUGGCCCGGCACCGGCGGCCCAACAUUCGCUUUGAGGGCAAUGUGGGCCACUACUGCCAGGACCAGCUGACCAGCCCCAUCACCUUUGCUGGCAUCAACAACUACGUGCGGGUGCCGGGGAUCCCCCGCAGGAACCGCCUGGCUGUCAGCUUCCGCUUCCGCUCCUGGGACACCGUUGGCCUCCUGCUCUACACCGGCUUUUCUGACCGCCUGGGCUCCCUCGAGAUGGUGCUGAGCGAGGGGCAGGUCAAUGUCUCCAUCGCCCAGCCUGGCAAGAAGAAGCUGGAGUUUGCUGCAGGGCAUCGCCUGAAUGAUGGCUUCUGGCACUCGGUGCACCUGGUGGCACGGGAGGGCUCAGCUGUGGUGACCAUCGACGAUGAUGAUGGUGCCGAGUUUCGGGUGGCGCACCCCUUCCAGCUGCGCACGGGCAGCCAGUACUUCUUUGGAGGCUGCCCCAAGCCGGCCUCAGUCACCGGCUGCCGGUCAAACCAGACGGCUUUCCACGGCUGCCUGCAGAUGCUGAACGUGGACAUGCAGCCCGUGGACGUGGAGCUGCUGGCACUGCAACGGCUGGCACAGUACCACAACGUGUUCUUCAACGUCUGUGGGAUCACAGACAGGUGCACCCCCAACCUGUGUGAGCACGACAGCCGCUGUAUCCAAUCCUGGGAUGACUUCAUGUGCAUCUGCGACCUGACGGGGUACAAGGGGGAGACCUGCCACAAAUCCCUUUACAAGGAAACGUGUGAUGCUUACCGGGUCAGCGGGAAGACCUCGGGCAACUACACCAUCGACCCAGAUGGCAGCGGGCCACUCAAGCCCUUCACGGUGUACUGUGACAUCCGAGAGGACCGAGCGUGGACCAUCAUCCGGCACAACCGUCACUACGCCACGCGGGUGACGGGCUCCAGCGUGGACCAGCCCUACCUGGGGGCCGUGGAGUACUGGAACGCCUCCUGGGCCGAGGUCUCAGCCCUGGCCAAUGCCUCUGAGUACUGCGAGCAGCGCAUUGAGCUCCACUGCUACAACUCCCGCCUGCUCAACACCCCCUCCGGGCUGCCCUUCAGCUUCUGGAUGGGUCGGAACGACGAGCGGCACUACUACUGGGGGGGCUCGCGGCCGGGCAUCCAGCGCUGCGCCUGCGGGCUGGACAAGAACUGUGCUGACCCCCAGUACUUCUGCAACUGCGAUGCCGACCAUGCGAUUUGGAGGACAGACAAGGGUCUGCUGACCUUUGUGGACCACCUGCCCGUCACCCAGGUUGUAGUUGGAGACACCAACCGCACUGGCUCUGAAGCCCAGUUCGUGCUGGGGCCCCUACGGUGCUAUGGAGACCGCAACACCUGGAACACCGUCUCCUUCAACAGGGGCGCAGCCCUGAUCUUCCCCACCUUCCAAGCCAACCACAGCCUUGACAUCUCCUUCUACUUCAAGACCACUGCCCAGUCUGGAGUCUUCCUGGAGAACCCAGGCUACCGAAACUACAUCCGCAUCGAGCUCAACACCACUAGGGACGUGGCGUUUAUAUUUGACAUUGGGAAUGGGGACGAGAACCUGACGGUGCGGUCGGUGGUACCCUGGAACGACGAUGAGUGGCACCAGGUGAAGGCUGAGCUCAACGUCAAGCUAGCACGGCUGCGGGUGGACAAGCUGCCCUGGGUGGUGCGGCCAUUCCCCCCACAGAGCUUCGUCCGCCUGGAAUUUGACAGGCCCCUCUACGUCGGCGCAGCAGAGCACAAGAUGCGCCCGUUCCUGGGGUGCCUGCGGGCGCUGCGGAUGAACGGGGUCACGCUCAACCUGGAGGGCAAAGCCAACGAGACGGAGGGCGUGCGGGUCAACUGCACCGGCUACUGCCAGGACCCGCCGGUGCCCUGCCAGAACAGCGGGCUCUGCGUGGAGCGCUACAGCCACUACACCUGCAACUGCAGCAUCUCCGCCUUCACCGGGCCCUUCUGCAACCACGACAUCGGCGGGUACUUCGAGGAGGGCACCUGGGUGCGGUACAACAUCCUGCCCAUGUCGCUGUACGCCGCCCGGGAGUUCGCCAGCAUUGUGAGCAGCCCCUGGCAGCCCCUGCCUGGCUACAACCUCACCAGCGAGGAGGUCAGCUUCAGCUUCAGCACCACCUCGGCACCUGCCGUGCUGCUCUACGUCAGCACCUUCGUCAAGGACUAUAUGGCUGUGCUCAUCAAGGAUGAUGGGAGCCUACAGCUGCGCUACCAGCUGGGCACCAGCCCCUAUGUCUUCACUCUCACCAACAAGCCAGUGACAGAUGGGCGGCCGCACCGUGUCAACAUCACCCGCCUGCACCGAACACUCUACACCCAGGUGGACUAUCUCCCCGUCGUGGAGCAGCAAUUUUCCCUGUUUGUGGACAGCAAGCUGGAUUCGCCCAAAAACCUGUACCUGGGUCGUGUGAUGGAGACUGGCGUGAUUGACCCCGAGAUCCAGCGCUACAACACACCCGGCUUCUCAGGCUGCCUCUCAGGGGUGAAAUUCAACACCCUCGUGCCCCUCAAAGCCAUCUUCCACCCCACCAGUCCCCUGCGGCCCUACAGCAUCCGGGGGGAACUGGUGGAGUCGAGCUGUGCCUCAAUGCUCCCCCUCAGCACCAUCCUUAUCCCUCCUGAGAUGGACCCCUGGUACAUGGCCACAGAGUUCCCCCACGUGCACGAUGAUGGCUGGAUUGGGAUCAUCAUCGGGUUCGUGAUCUUCCUGCUCCUGCUGCUGUCAGGGCUGCUGGCGCUGCUCUACUUCUACCACCACCGCUACAAGGGCUCCUACCACACCAACGAGCCCAAGGCCAUCCAGGAUUACGGCGGUGCUGCCAAACCACCGGCGGCACGCAAGGAACAGAACCUGCCCCAGAUCCUGGAGGAGCCGAGAGGGGACUAGCGGGGCCGGGGGUGGGACGGGCUCACGGCCCCCACAGCCCCGGGAGCCACCCAGGAACGAGCGAGCGUCGCGGGACCAAAAGGCCGAGCACACCUGAACUGCCAACACCCGCCUUCAGACUGACCGGACCGGACCGGACCGACCGCCACCUCCUCCCCACGGCCGCCACCGACCGGCCCCGGAGCGCGGCCACGAUCCGCCGAGCCCCAGCCUCGCUCGCCCCGGACACACAGACAGCCCCCGUGCCGGAGGCGGGCUGCUGCCUCCACAGCUGCCAAAUCCUGCCUGGCCUCUGUCGGGGAGCCCCAGGCCCGGUGCCCACCCUCCCUCUGGCCGGGGGCACCCGGCUGCCGCCGCCCGUUAGCGCUGCCCGCGUAGAUGACCCGCUGCUUCGCUCGCUUCGCCAGCACCACGCCGAGCCACGAGCACCGGCCGCGCUGGGCCGGGCUGCCGAGCAAUACUCCACACCGGCGCCGCGCAUGCCGCCACCGCACCUUGCUGAGAUGCUGCUUUCAUAAGAUCAGGUACAGAUCCUUUCUACCAUUUUUUGUUGCUGGAUAUUCUACGACACUCUGGUUUUUUUAUUCUAUCGGUUUGUAUAAAAAACCAAACGGAAGCUCCCGCGGGCGCGACGCCCCGCGUGCCGUGGUACGUGGUCUGUAGUUUGCUACUUCUCUGUAUGAAGUGCCAGUCCUGCCGAUUACCUCCAGCCCAGGGAAAGCUCCUGUUCACUUGCUGUGUUGUGGUAAGACAAUGUUACAGAUAUGCAUUUAUCUACCCAAAGGCCUGGCUCCACUGGGCACUUUAUUUUUAAAAAGUCUGUUCUUUUGAAUGAGAUGUGAAGAUAAUCAAAUAAAGGCAGAAUGAUGGCA
This is a messenger RNA of Motacilla alba alba, 4787 nucleotides long. It is a transcript of the gene CNTNAP1, whose product is annotated as contactin associated protein 1. Lineage: Eukaryota; Metazoa; Chordata; Aves; Passeriformes; Motacillidae. The transcript has 24 exons. The record is from RefSeq and is a predicted model, not a curated record. Bases 1 to 3915 code for a protein of 1304 amino acids.